AUGUCGAGCUUGCAUGCGACAAAUUGGAGCUACGAGGAGUCCCGCCAAGAGACGCGGGUAACCCUGGCAAGAGCCUGCGUGAUCAUGGCGGCCAUUAUGGAUAGCUUCUUUGCUGCCUUCAUCGUGCUGGCACGGCGCUUUUCCCCGUUGCUGCUCCUUGCGGCCGUGGCCAAUGGUGUCCUCGCGGCUCCCUUCCUGUAUCGGUUCUUGGAUGUGACGGGCAAAGCGAUUUCCGAAGAUCAGGUUACCACCGAGCACAAUUUUGGGAUUAUUGCAGCAUAUUGUGGGAGCUUCGCGGGCGACUUGCCAACCAAAAAGGAGGCCGCAGUGCUAUGGGCCGGCUCUACGUUUCGGCUGAACGAUGCCAUCGAUAGUGUUGCCCAACAGGCUUGGGCUGAAGAUGAAAGCGCCAUUUUGAGGAGCUUCGCUUCCUGGGCUUGCGACCGAGCUCAGAGGAAUGCCAAAGCCAGGAAAGGUGAAGAGCACGAGAAGAUGCAAGCUUUGAAGCAAAUCAUCCAAAGCAAAAAAGAGGACAUGCGGCCAGAUACACAGCCGGCCGAGAGCAAGGAUGAAGCGCAUGGCGACGACGACGACCACGCCUGCCAGCGAGAGGGAGAGGACAAGGAGGCUGACGAUGAAGAAAUGGAGGAGGAAGAGGAAGAAGGGGAAAAUGCCCCGGAGCCACCGCAGGAUAAGAAGGAGGGAGCCCAGAAGUCCCCCAAGGAUAAGAAGGAUGAACCCCAGAAGUCCCCGAAGGAUAAGAAGAAAGAUCCCCAGAAGUCCCCCGAGGAUAAGAAGAAAUGUCCCCAGAAACCCGAGGACAAAGACAAAGAUUCUCAGAAGCCGAUUGACAAGGUCAAAGCGCAUUGGGCCCCCAAGUUCCGGGAGUUGGCAAAGAAGGACGACCGUUUGGAGUUGGACGAGCUCGUGCUGACAGGAUCCAAAGGGUCAUGGACUAUUCGAUUGGAGGGUCACGAGACUACCAUUUCCCCGAGGUUCACGCCAUCUUCCGGACACUGGUACGUGACCGAUCCUGACCCGGGCCGAAUUCCCGGAUUGAACCUCAAAUACAAGAUGGACUUUGCUAUCAACCAAAAGGGCGGCCUCACCAUGGGAUGGAACCACUUCGACAGCUUGGAGCUUUCGCCUGGCACCCAAAAGUUCGUUCGGGAUUGGGGUCAGCUUGAGUUCCUUCGGGUUUUGGCUUCGCAUCGCAUCAAGGUGGAAGGCUGCUUUACAUGCAGCUGGGUGGCAGCUGUGAAUGGGUUCUGGCAACUCCGGCAGCACGAGCAUACGCAGAAGCCUCGCUCCAAAAGGUUAGCAGGCAUGGCUGACUGGAUGUUAAGCGACCUGGCCCUGUCUCGCGAAUGCUUGCUUGCAUUGGCCUAUGCUGGCUUUCCCAGCUUGAUGUUACACCUUGUCGACUACAUAGCCCAGAAUGCAACUGGCUCCAACCGAGUUCGAGCUGAAGCCUCGGUUUUGAUUGCCUUUAUGUCAUACGACAGCAGCAAGGAAGAUGCCCAGAAUCCUUUCCCAGAGUAUGAGGAGACGCCGCCUGGAAAGAGAACUUUCCAAGGCAAGAAAGCCGGCAGGGGCCCGCUGAGAGUCGAUUCCGCUGCCACACUAGUUGUGGAAACCCCGCCGCCGAAGCUGAAGCGGCCUGGAUCGACCGAAUUGUCAGGAUCUCUUUCGAAGAAGGUCAGGCAUGCUUUAAAAGCUGAUGCAACAAAGGCACAAAAGAACCUCGAGGAUGAGUUUGAGGAGGCUGAUUGCAGCCAGGGCCAGGAGGAUCCAGACACCACAGCCAACAAAGAAGCCCCCAAAGGCAAGAGAACAUCCCCUAAGGCCAAGGCCAAAGCAAAGAACAAAGCAAGGGUUGCCAGCAGCAAACCCAAAGCCACCAAGCCCAACGAAGACCCCAGCAAGACCAAGCCCAAGAAGGACUCUGGCAAAACACCCGCGACCAAGCCCAGCAAGAAGCCUGACAGCAAAGCAAAGGCCAAGGCCACGCCCAAAAAGGACUCUGGCAAAACAGCCGCGACCAAGCCCAGCAUCGACGAUGGAAGCGAGACCGAAGAGCCCAGUGACAAGAAAGCUAGGUCUAGCAAGGAUCCCAUGCCCAGGUCUCCCAAGAGAUCUCCGAAGAAAGCAGGUGCCAAGCCGACAUCCCCACAGAAAAGCAAGGCAAGCAAGAACGAGCAGGAGGAGCAAAGCAUGGACGAAAAGAAAAAGAUAGCACACAGGAUGUACAUGCGAUUCUACAGAAGUGUCCACAGCAAGAACAAGAUGAGCAGUUUGUACGAGGACUUCCUCCAAACGGAGGGGAACUGGAGGAAUAGUCUGGUGUACAAAAGCAUCAAGUCCAUCACCCGCAACGGACGUCGCGGCAUUCGCCGCUGGAUCACAAAGCGCCAAAUGCUGACCGUGUUCGACUCCGCAGAAGUCGUGGACAGCAUUAUCGCCCGCAAAGAGACAGACGAUUACCUUCGGUCUACGGAAGUCAGGGAGCACCCGGACUGCCCAGGACUCAUGCAGUACUUGGUGCUUGUCGAGGAGGAAGUGACAGACGAGGAUAUGGAUGAGAUUGAGGAUAUGUUCCGGAUGGAGGACGACAAAGAGGAAAUGUCACCGGAGGAUAAGGAGAAGGAGGAGGAGAAAGUGCGACUGAAGAAGACAAAGCAGGAUGCCAACAAGGUGAUCGGCCAGCUCAGCAAGAUGAUUCGCGACCACAACACAAAGAUUGGAGAGCUGGAAGGUUUGUUUGGGGCUAAGAGCAAGACCGUGCAGAACGCCGUUCGGAAGGAGGUCAAUGAUGCCAUCGCACAGCUCACGGCCUGCAGAGCAAACUUGCAGGCUGCUAUCGAUGGGCAUCAGGAGGAGCAGAUGUUGUCGAUGACCGACGCCGCCAAGGAUCUGAUGAAGAAGAUGGAGGGCUCAGUGCUUGCAUUCAGCAAGAAGAAAAGUGCUCUCCCGCCUUCAUCAGAAAUGGUGUUCGACAUGAUCGACAAUGCGAGCUCCAUCGGCCGCGAGGACGCUGCUGGUGCUCUGCUGCCCGCCCCGCUCACGAAGAUGGGAUCCUUUUGCGGCAAGAACAAUGCCCGUGACUUUGCACGAUCCGUUCGGCUUCCCGUGGUGCUUGCUUACGCCCCUACUUACGUGGAAACCAUCGUCAAGAAGAAGGCUGAUUCGGAGGAAGAAGUACGUGUAAAGAUUCCGGUUCUCCUCCCCCACUGCAUACUGGCCUAUGUGUUUGACGAGCUGGGCCUCAACAUUAGUACAGAUGCCCUAUCCAAGUAUUGGAAGCACUGCAAGCGCUACUGUCCCUGGGCUUCCGAUCCCGCUUUCGAUGGCACUCACAUCCCUGUAACACUCUACGGGGACACGGCUCGAUAUGGGCAAGGCUACGAUCAAAGCAAAGUGACAGGUUGCUUUUUGAUGUUCUUGGUGGAGAAUGGGUAUUUUGGAGACCCGGUCGCCAAUUCCUUGCACAAGCUCUUGGUUGUUGCCUUCCGCGAUUUUAAGACAUUCCAAAGGUCAUUUCAUCAUCAACUGAAAGAUGUCAAGCACCGACGUCUCAACACACGGCUGCACCACACGUUUCGUGAAGAAGAUGCUAUGCGGUGGCUGAAAGGUGCCUGA
Molecule: messenger RNA, 3639 nt
Organism: Symbiodinium sp. CCMP2592
Lineage: Eukaryota; Dinophyceae; Suessiales; Symbiodiniaceae
Source: the annotation of a GenBank genome assembly